Molecule: messenger RNA, 2208 nt
Organism: Melanaphis sacchari
Lineage: Eukaryota; Metazoa; Arthropoda; Insecta; Hemiptera; Aphididae
Gene: mbt
Product: serine/threonine-protein kinase PAK mbt
Exons: 9
Coding region: 327-2117 (596 amino acids)
Biological process (GO): protein phosphorylation; intracellular signal transduction; regulation of MAPK cascade
Cellular component (GO): cytoplasm
Molecular function (GO): ATP binding; protein serine/threonine kinase activity
Source: RefSeq, a predicted model, not a curated record
UACAUAGUACAUACCUGCAUUCCAUUUUGUUUACAUUCCAUUCCGUCGCCCCGCACUAUACGUACGUAUAGGCAGAAUAUCGUCAAUUCUGUGUACGUGAUCGUUUUUUAUCGUUUCCAAUUCCGUCCGUUCGUUUUUAAUCGCCGUUAUUUUAUACUCUUUUUUUUUUUUUUUAUGUCGUUUGUGAUCAUUGUUUAUAGAUACUAAAGAUACUUACAUAUAGCUCCCAGUACACGGACGAAUCAAAAUCGCGUCUGCAUGUUUAAUUUAACGGCAACCACCAUAGUGGUCAUCGCAGCUCCAGCCAGCCAACCGUCCCUAGAGUAAUGUUCUCAAAGAAAAAGAAAAAACCUCAAAUAUCUUCACCGACAAAUUUUGAACACAGAGUGCAUACUGGCUUUGAUAAACGUGAAGGUAAAUUUAUAGGUUUGCCUUUACAAUGGGCAAGCAUUGUUGGUAACAAUCAAAUACUUAAGAGCACCAAUAGACCAUUACCUCUUGUGGAUCCAUCAGAAAUUACUCCUACAGAAAUAUUAGAUUUAAAAACUAUUGUGCGUGGAGAAAAUAAUUUAAAAAUCAAUAAUAACCCCGUUAACAUUCGAAAUAAUGAACCAGCUGGACUUCCAAAAACAUCUAAUGUUGCACGUUCAAACUCAUUACGUUCCUCAAGUCCACCACGUAUUCGAAGGCAACAUCCAAAUGUACCACCACCGUUGCCAGAAAAUGAAGUGUUAGUAAUGAACCAGAGUUUGGUACCACAACAUUUACCACAAUAUCCAACACCUAAUAAUACUCAAACAAAACUUGAUUACAGCAAUAAAUUUAUAAAACCAGGAGGUUCAGAAUGGCCCUCUCAAGAAACGCCGGUAUCACGAAUAAAUCAGAACAAUACUCCUACAGGUCAAACAAUUAUACCAGAUCAAGGGGGAUCUCAUUCAUAUCAUUCCAUGCAAAAUGGAAAUAUCCCCCCAAUAUUUUCUAAUGGCUCAGCAGUUGACUCUCCAUCUGGAAGUCAAACAUCUCAAGCCAAUACUCCCGUGCCACCAAAUCGUACCCAUCCUGUUAUUAACAAUGCCCAGAUUGUUAGUACAAACAAGGGUAUUGCUCAAAGUCAUACUCGAAAUCAAGAUCAGAACCAAAAUAUUAAAUCAACCACAAAUGGUAUAUCAACAGCUAGUACAAUGUCAAUUCCUAGUAUAGCUACAAAACAACACCAUGAGCAACAACGCAUUACACAUGAACAAUUUAGGGCAGCUCUUCAACUUGUCGUUAGUCCUGGAGAUCCUCGUGAAAAUUUAGAUAGUUUCAAAAAAAUUGGUGAAGGGUCAACAGGUACCGUUUGCAUAGCUACUGAUCGAAUGACUGGUCGUAAAGUGGCUGUAAAAAAAAUGGAUUUGAGAAAGCAACAACGGAGAGAAUUGUUGUUCAAUGAAGUUGUCAUAAUGCGUGAUUAUCACCAUGCAAAUAUUGUUGAUAUGUAUGACAGUUUUUUGGUUGGUGACGAAUUAUGGGUUGUAAUGGAAUAUUUAGAAGGUGGAGCACUUACUGACAUGGUUACACAUACUAGAAUGGACGAAGAACAGAUUGCUACUGUGUGCAAGCAAUGUUUGAAAGCAUUGGCAUAUUUGCAUUCUCAGGGAGUAAUACAUAGAGAUAUAAAAAGUGAUUCCAUACUUUUGACUACUGAUGGAAGAGUGAAAAUUUCCGAUUUUGGUUUUUGUGCUCAAGUAUCUCAAGAAUUACCUAAAAGAAAAUCAUUAGUUGGAACACCUUACUGGAUGUCCCCAGAAGUGAUAUCACGUUUACCAUAUGGGCCAGAAGUUGAUAUAUGGUCGUUGGGUAUUAUGGUUAUUGAAAUGGUUGAUGGUGAACCACCUUUCUUUAAUGAGCCACCUCUUCAAGCUAUGAGAAGAAUACGUGAUAUGCCACCACCAAAACUUAAAAAUUCUAAUAAAAUAUCACCCAGACUACAGGGCUUCUUAGAAAGGUUAUUGGUCAGAGAUCCAGCACAAAGAGCAACUGCAGCUGAACUUCUACAACAUCCAUUCUUAAGACUAGCUGGUCCUCCUUCACUGCUAGUGCCAUUAAUACGAGGAUCCAGACAUAGCAAUUGUUAAAAGGUAAACGACUCAUUGUUUGUUUGUGCAAUUUUUGUUAUUUAUUCAAUAUUAUUACAUUACUUUUAAUUUUAUAACAAUUUUUUUUUUC